AUGAUCCCGCGAUCCUUUCUGCGCAUACGAGCGCUGUUGGCAGCCUUGGUACUCGCUAUCUUUUUCACCUGGGCAAUAUUGGGACAGUUCAAAGCCUACAUCCCCAUUCUCUUAUCUCCACAUGCCAUCACCACAGACCUGACGCCUUCACAUCGCCAAUUCUGGCGGGAAUUCCACGCCUUGCUACGGAAAUAUGCGCCGGACACAGAGCCUAUCAUAGAAUAUGAAAAGGCAUCCACAGAAGGCUUCAAUGCCCACAAUCCACCACCCCGCCCAGAUACCCUCGAUGUUCCAGAGGAAGACAUCACAACCAUGAAAGAAGCGCAUACCGGGUUCGUCAAUGCAAUCACCGACUCCCCACCCGAGCUCCCCUACCUCCCCGGCACAAAAGGCAUAGUCUCAACAGCAGGGGGCACCUACCUCCCAGUGCUAGUGAUAUCCCUCCGGAUGCUCCGCCGAACCGGCUCAACGCUCCCGAUGGAAGUCUUCCUCUCCGAUGACGACGAGUAUGAAGACUACAUAUGCGAAGUAGUCCUACCAUCGCUGAAUGCGCGGUGCGUAGUUCUAUCCCAUAUCCUCAUUGCCGCCCCAGCCCGAAUCCAGAAAUACCAAUUCAAGCCCUUCGCAAUGCUCUUCUCGUCCUUCGAAGAAAUCCUCUUCCUAGACGCAGACGCCUUCCCCCUUGAGAAACCAGAACAUCUCUUCACAACCGAGCCCUUCCUUUCAAAAGGCAUGGUCACCUGGCCCGAUUUCUGGGCCUCCUCUGUCUCCCCACUCUUCUACGAUAUCGCAAACUACCCACCCCCACCAAUGGACCUACGCCAAUCAACAGAAUCAGGCGAAGUCCUCCUCUCCAAAAAAUCUCAUCUCCGCUCCCUUCUCCUCACAACAUACUACAACUAUCACGGCCCCUCACACUACUACCCUCUGCUCUCCCAGGGCGCUGCCGGCGAAGGCGACAAGGAGACCUUCGUCGCAGCCGCGACCGCCAUGCGCGAAUCCUUCCACCAAGUGAGCGAGUCCAUCUGUGCCCUUGGCCACGAAACCCACGGCGGCAUAGCCGGCUCGGCAAUGGCACAGUUCGAUCCCGUGCAGGACUUUGCAUUGACCAGUCGUGGGAUAUGGCGUGUCAGAGGCGACCACGCACCCGCGCCAGGCGUCUUCUUCAUACAUGCCAACUUCCCCAAGUUCAAUCCUGCCACUGUCUUUGAGAUCCACGAGGUUAAUCCUGCGUUUACGGAUUUGGGUGAUUAUACGCGGGCCUGGACGCUGCCGGUUGAUGUUGUGCGGGGGUUCAAUAGCAGGGUUGAUGUCGAGAAGGGAUUUUGGGAGGAGAUUCUUUGGACUGCUUGUGAGCUUGAGGAUAAGUUUCACAGUUGGCUUCAGUAUGAGGGGAUUUGUGACGCGAUGAAGGAGUACUGGGGUGCUGUCUUUGGGGAGGAUUGA
Molecule: messenger RNA, 1446 nt
Organism: Penicillium samsonianum
Lineage: Eukaryota; Fungi; Ascomycota; Eurotiomycetes; Eurotiales; Aspergillaceae
Product: alpha-mannosyltransferase
Exons: 1
Coding region: 1-1446 (481 amino acids)
Biological process (GO): mannan biosynthetic process
Cellular component (GO): Golgi apparatus
Molecular function (GO): alpha-1,2-mannosyltransferase activity
Source: RefSeq, a predicted model, not a curated record